GCGGGCUCAGGAGGCGCACACGUGGGUUGUCAAACAGGUUUGUCUUGAGCUGCUUACUGCUCAUUUCAAACACUUCCACACCCUUUGUCCUCAGGAGGAACAGCUCAGUGGGCUCGCCGGGCUAACAGGAAGCUGGAGACGGCCUCAGCACAUCCACGAGGACUGUCAAGGAAGUCCGAAUGCCCGGGAAGUAAACCUCACCCGAGAUGCUGAUCUCGAUUUCUGCAGAACCCCAGAGAUUUAUUUCAGGGUGGCCAAAGAAAAAGCUGUGAACAGAGAGUGCACAAGGACAGGUACGACCACUGGCUUUACAAAAUGCCUUUGGAGACUCUCCAACAACCACUCAGACAACCGGCAUCAAACGGCGGAGCCGCCGUGCCGCCGCGCUUGCGGCCCAAGGGGCCGGUGGGGCCCGACUUCUACCGGCAAUUUAAAGCGGCAGCGAGCAGACCGAAGCAGAGUGCCGUGGAGAGGUUGGAAGCGGACAAGGCUAAAUAUGUCAAGAGUCAGGUGGCUCUCUCCAAACUGCAGCCGGUGGUCCGGCCUCCGGAGGCACGUUCGCCUCCGCUGAACCCCGGCACCGCUAUGCGGCCCACCAGGAAGACCCCCAACCAGACGAAAACCAGGCCGGAAGAAGUUCAGCUCAACUUGGAGCAUCUGAGUAACCUGAUCAAUGGCGCCGGCAUCUCGGAGGACGUCAAAGCUGUGGAUGCCGCAGUCGCCACGGCACGCGGCUCCCCUUGCCUCACACCUGCAGGGGCCCCACAGAAAAAGGAAAGGCCGCGUCCGGCCCCUCGUCCGGACUGGUUCAGUCCAGCGACGGUGAGAUUAAAAGCCGCCGGACCCGCCAGGGCGGAGAGCCCUCUCGCUUCUGGGCUUCCGGCCGCAAGGAUGGUACGAAGAGUGGACGUCAUGCCUCAGGCGAGCCCCGCGCGGACGCCCUGCCGCCCCCCUCAGUACAUCCGGCAGCCCCUCCAGCCCAUACCUUUGCACUCACAGUUUCCACUGCGCCCGACCUCCUCGGACCUGCGUCCCUUCCACACCCGGACCACGUCGCGCCCCUCCCCCGCUCUGAAACCCGUGGUCGCUCCGUCCAAGCCGGACGAUUCUCCCACCUCGCUGGCUGAAACGCCCGCCCUUGCUCCAUCUCCCCCGAGCUUCCCUUCAUUCCCUCCUUCCUCCCCGGCGAUAACCCGACUGUCCUCGUCCAGCUCCAGGAAACGGCCGUCUCUGACCCGGUCCAAAUCGGACCUGAGCGACCGGUGCUCGCGGGCCGGCACGGAUUUGGAGCGCUUCUUCAACCUGUGCGGUCUGGACCCGGCGGAGCUCCAGUUGACCGGAUCCAAUUCUGACAUCGUGUCCAUGGCCCGUUUCCGCAGCGUGAGCGCUCCAGGGUCAGAAUGUGCGGGGACCGGGGAAGAGGACGGCGAGGAAGAGGAGGAUGCUUCCAACGCCGCAGAGCGGGUUCCUUAUGGCGUUUCCGUCAUUGAGAGGAAUGCAAGAGUAAUCAAAUGGCUGUACGGACUCCGUCAGGCCAAAGACAAUGCCAGUAAGGGCACCGAUUUGUGAGAUGGUGGUAAAUCAUUUGCAGGAAGGAAAGAAAGUGUCACAUGGUUAAACUUAUGAGUGCUAACUUACUUUCCCUUUCUGUUCAGAAUGUUUUGACAUGCUGGUGGUUAUUCUUUUUCUUUUUUUUUUCUUUUUCAUUUUCUUUCUUUUCUUUUUUUUCUUUUUUUACUUCUUCCUUUGUGAACCUCAAAGUGUAAUCUCGGGUCAUGUGAAUGAAAAGCAUUAAAGACUGAAUGAUGAAAGCA
Molecule: messenger RNA, 1814 nt
Organism: Gasterosteus aculeatus aculeatus (three-spined stickleback)
Lineage: Eukaryota; Metazoa; Chordata; Actinopteri; Perciformes; Gasterosteidae
Gene: fam110a
Product: family with sequence similarity 110 member A
Source: RefSeq, a predicted model, not a curated record